AUGGAGGGCGCGGGCUACCAGUGCCGCAGCAGCCGCUCCAUCGAGAGCGGCCAGUCGGCGGUGCCCAGCGCGGUGCUGUUCGGCGCGGGGCUCGUGGGCAAUGUGCUGGCGCUGCUGCUGCUCGGGCAGCACCGGCGGCGCUCGCGGCUGCCCGGCGGCCGCCCGCCGCGGGCCUCCGCCUUCUACGUGCUGGCGAGCGGGCUGGCGGUCACCGACCUGCUGGGCAAGUGCCUGCUGAGCCCCAUAGUGCUGGCCGCGUACGCGCGCAACCGCAGCCUCAGCGAGCUGUGGCCCGGCGGGCGGCCCGCGGGCGAGCCGGGCGCGCUCUGCCAGCUCUUCGCCUUCCUCAUGGCUUUCUUCGGGCUGGCGCCCACGCUGCUGCUGCUCGCCAUGGCCCUGCAGUGCUGCCUGUCGCUGGGCCAGCCCUACCGCUACCGGCUGGCGCGGCGGCGGCGCGCGGCGGCGGCGGCGGCGGCGGCCGCGGGGCUGUGCGCGCUCUUCUGCGCGCUGCCGCUGCUCGGCUUCGGCGCGCCCAUGCAGUACUGCCCGGGCACCUGGUGCUUCGUGCGCAUGGCGGGCGGCGGCGCCGGCCAGCUCGCCUUCCCCGUGCUCUACGCCUCGCUCCUGGCGCUGCUCGUGCUCGCCGUGGCCGCGUGCAACGUGAGCAGCAUGCGGCACCUCUACGGCAUGGCCCGCCGGCAGCCCCGCCGCGGCGGCGGCCCCCCCGCCGCCGCCGCCGCCGCGCCGCGCAUGGAGGAGCUCGACCACCUCGUGCUGCUGGGGCUCAUGACCUUCCUCUUCACCGUGUGCUCGCUGCCGCUCAUCAUCCGGGCCUACAUGGGGGCGUUUGCGGCUGACUUCAACGAGAACGCCGACCUCAGCGCCUUGCGCUUCCUCUCCGUCAACUCCAUCGUGGACCCCUGGGUCUUCAUCAUCUUCCGCACCUCCGUGUUCCGCCUCUUCGUGCGCCGGCUCUGCCGGAGACUGAGCUCCCGGCGGGCUCCGCUCAAGGGCACCGGCACCGCCGGGGACUGGCGCAGGACGGACGCGCCGCCCCUGCGCUGCCCUUAG
Nothoprocta perdicaria is the source of this 1071-nucleotide messenger RNA. RefSeq names its product prostaglandin D2 receptor-like. Gene Ontology annotation, cellular component: plasma membrane. Gene Ontology annotation, molecular function: prostaglandin D receptor activity. Gene Ontology annotation, biological process: G protein-coupled receptor signaling pathway; inflammatory response; positive regulation of cytosolic calcium ion concentration. The record is from RefSeq and is a predicted model, not a curated record. The coding region runs from base 1 to 1071 and encodes 356 amino acids. Lineage: Eukaryota; Metazoa; Chordata; Aves; Tinamiformes; Tinamidae. The transcript is spliced from 2 exons.